This is a messenger RNA of Necator americanus (New World hookworm), 207 nucleotides long. RefSeq lists its product as uncharacterized. Bases 1 to 207 code for a protein of 68 amino acids. The transcript has a single exon. NCBI's taxonomy places the organism in Eukaryota, Metazoa, Nematoda, Chromadorea, Rhabditida, Ancylostomatidae. The record is from RefSeq and is a predicted model, not a curated record.
AUGCAAGCCAAGAAGUUUAAGUACAACGUCAUCGGACUGACCGAGAAGAGACGGGUGAACCCCGUGUAUGACACUAGAGAAGAACUGUUCUUAGGAACAUGCGACAGCAGAGCAGUUGGUGGAGUUGGUGCUCUCGUCAACACAAACAUGGCAAUGAACAUCGAUUCUUUCGAACAGCUUACAUCCAAAUCGCACGUCUGCGGAUGA